AAUGGAUCCCUCCAUGGGCCAGGAGCGGAGAACACCGGUCACCCCUUCCUCGUCCUCCCGCUAUAACCGACGGCGGUCCUCAGGCUCCCGGGAUGAACGCUACAGAUCAGAUGUGCACACGGAGGCCGUCCAGGCUGCACUGGCGAAACAUAAAGAAAGAAAAAUGGCUGUGCCGAUGCCUUCUAAGCGCCGAUCACUGGUGGUUCAGACCUCCAUGGAUGCCUACACACCGCCAGACACUUCCUCUGGAUCUGAGGGGGAGGGUCAGGGCGAUGGCGACGAGGAAGUAGGAGGAGACGGAGAAGAAGAGGAUGGCGGAGGGGGAGGAGGAACUUCAUCCAGCAGAGAGGGUAGCAUCAGCAUGGAGCACUGGAUCAGCAGGGCGGUCCACGGCACAUCCUCCACCACCACCACCUCGUCCAACGCCUCCUCAUCCUCCUCUUCUACUCGUAGCGGAGGAAGCGGGGCGGCCGCUGGCAGGCUGGCUGAUGUACUGGCCCAACACGUCCAUAUCUCCUCCCAGCACCACCUUCGCCACCAUCGUCAUCAUCAUCAUCAUCACCGUCAUCAAAAAACAGAAAACCACUCCGCUCCCCCAGAUGUGACCGGCUACACUAACAACACAGCCAACACCACCACAACAGACGGGAUCCAGGUGGAGCGGGCCCCAGGCGGCGGGAACGCAGCCCAGAGGCAGACCCCUAAAUAUGGAAACGCAGAGCUGAUGGAGACCGGAGACGGUGUUCCAGUCAGCAGCAGAGUUUCAGCCAAGAUACAACAACUCGUCAACACGCUGAAGAGACCCAAACGGCCUCCGUUAAGAGAGUUCUUUGUGGACGACUUCGAGGAGCUCCUGGAGGUCCAGCAGCCAGACCCCAAUCUGCCCAAAGCUGAGGGGGCUGAGAUGGUGGCCAUGCGGGGCGAGCAGCUGGGCGUGGUGACCAACUGGCCCCCGUCUCUAGAGGCGGCGCUGCAGAGGUGGGGCACCAUCUCUCCAAAGGCGCCCUGUUUGACCACCAUGGACACCAACGGCAAGCCGCUCUACUCGCUCACCUACGGUAAACUUUGGUCCAGAAGUGUGAAGGUGGCCUACAACCUGCUGCACAAACUGGGAACCAAACAAGAACCACUAGUCAGACCUGGAGACCGGGUGGCGCUGGUCUUCCCCAACAAUGACCCUGGUGCCUUCAUGACGGCUUUUUACGGCUGCCUGCUGGCUGAGGUCGUCCCCGUGCCGAUAGAGGUACCGCUGACCAGGAAGGACGCCGGCAGUCAGCAGAUCGGCUUCCUGCUGGGGAGCUGCGGCGUCACCGUGGCUCUGACCAGCGACGCCUGCCAUAAAGGCCUACCCAAAAGUCCCACCGGAGAGAUCCCACAGUUCAAAGGUUGGCCCAAGGUUCUGUGGUUUGUCCCAGAGUCCAAACACCUCUCCAAGCCGCCCAGAGACUGGUUCCCCCAGAUAAAGGAUGCCAACCAGGACACCGCCUACAUCGAGUAUAAGACCUGUAAGGACGGCGGUGUCCUCGGCGUCACCGUGACGAGGAUAGCCAUGCUCACACACUGCCAGGCCCUCACUCAGUCCUGCUCAUACACAGAAGCUGAAACCAUAGUGAAUGUAUUAGACUUCAAGAAGGAUGUAGGACUGUGGCACGCUAUCCUGACUAGUGUGAUGAACAUGAUGCAUGUCAUCAGCAUUCCCUACGCCCUCAUGAAGGUGAACCCUUUGUCCUGGAUCCAGAAAGUCUGCCAGUUUAAAGCAAAGGUGGCGUGUGUGAAGUCCCGGGACAUGCACUGGGCCCUGGUGGCCCACCGGGACCAGCGAGACGUCAACCUGGGCUCCCUGCGGAUGCUGGUGGUGGCAGACGGUUCCAAUCCCUGGUCGAUCUCGUCCUGUGAUGCGUUCCUCAACGUCUUCCAGUCCAAAGGUCUAAAGCCGGAGGUGAUCUGUCCCUGUGCCAGCUCCCCGGAGGCUUUGACUGUCGCCAUACGGAGACCGUUGGAGGAAGGUGUGACCCCUCCCAGCCGUGGCGUGCUCUCCAUGCACGGUCUGAGCCACGGGGUGAUCCGGGUCGACUCGGAAGAGAAGCUGUCUGUUCUAACUCUUCAGGAUGUGGGUUCCGUCAUGCCUGGAGCUUUAAUGUGCGUCGUGAAGCUGGAAGGUGUUCCUCAGCUCUGUAAAACCGAUGAAAUCGGAGAGAUGUGUGUUUGCACGGUUGCCACGGGAUCCUCCUAUUAUGGUCUGGCUGGUAUGACGAAGAACACCUUUGAGGUGUUUCCCGUGUCCAACAACGGGACGCCCAUCAGCGAGUUUCCCUUCACCAGAACCGGUCUGCUGGGAUUCAUCGGACCUGCUGGUUUGAUCUUUGUCGCUGGGAAGAUGGAGGGGCUGAUGGUGGUAGGAGGGCGGCGCCACAAUGCUGACGAUAUUGUAGCCACGGCGUUAGCCGUGGAGCCCAUGAAGUUUGUCUACAGAGGCAGGAUAGCUGUGUUUUCCAUCACCGUGCUUCAUGAUGAGAGGAUCGUGGUCGUAGCUGAGCAGCGACCGGACUCCACCGAAGAGGACAGCUUCCAGUGGAUGAGCAGAGUUCUGCAGGCGAUAGACAGCAUCCAUCAGGUAGGGGUGUACUGCCUGGCUCUGGUGCCCUCCAACACCCUGCCUAAGACACCUCUGGGUGGCAUCCACCUCUCAGAGACCAAGCAGCUCUUCCUGGAAGGGGCUCUGCAUCCCUGCAAUGUGCUGAUGUGUCCACACACCUGCGUCAUCAACCUACCCAAACCCCGGCAGAAGCAGCCAGAGAUCGGCCCUGCCUCUGUGAUGGUGGGGAAUCUCGUGUCGGGGAAGAGGAUCGCUCAGGCCAGCGGCAGGGACCUGGGUCAGAUCGAAGACAAUGACCAGGCAAGGAAGUUCCUCUUCCUGUCGGAGGUGUUGCAGUGGAGAGCGCAGACAACCCCGGACCACGUCCUUUACACACUUCUUAACUCCAGGGGGGCGAUAGCCAGCUCUUUGACUUGCGUUCAGCUGCAUAAGAGAGCAGAGAAGAUCGCUGCUGUGCUGGGCGAACGGGCCCACCUGCAGGACGGAGACCACGUCGCACUGGUUUACCCUCCAGGUAUCGACCUCAUCGCUGCAUUUUACGGAUGCCUUUACGCCGGCUGCGUCCCGAUCACAGUGCGUCCUCCUCACCCCCAGAACAUCGCCACCACGCUGCCCACUGUCAAGAUGAUUGUGGAGGUGAGCCGGUCAGUGUGUGUGAUGACCACACAGGUCAUCUGCAAGCUGCUGAGGUCAAAGGAGGCGCUUGCGGCCGUGGACGUCCGAACAUGGCCGCCCGUUAUUGACACAGAUGAUUUGCCAAAGAAGAAGCCUCCCCUGCUGUAUAAACCGUCCAACCCCGACACCCUGGCCUACCUGGACUUCAGCGUCUCCACCACAGGCAUGCUAGCUGGAGUCAAAAUGUCUCACACCGCCACCAGUGCCUUCUGCCGCUCCAUCAAGCUGCAGUGUGAGCUCUACCCAUCCAGAGAGGUCGCCAUCUGCUUGGACCCCUACUGCGGCCUGGGCUUCGUCCUCUGGUGCCUUUGCAGUGUUUACUCAGGUCACCAGUCCAUCCUCAUUCCUCCCUCCGAGCUGGAAGUGAAUCCGGCUCUCUGGUUGUCGGCCGUCAGUCAGUACAAAGUCCGUGACACUUUCUGCUCCUACAGCGUCAUGGAGCUGUGCACCAAAGGCCUGGGCCUGCAAACUGACUUACUAAAGUCUCGAGGGGUAGACCUGUCCAGGGUGAGGACGUGUGUGGUGGUAGCAGAGGAGCGUCCCAGGAUAGCCCUGACGCAGUCCUUCUCCAAACUCUUCAAGGACCUUGGACUCCACCCACGGGCCGUCAGCACCUCGUUCGGCUGCAGAGUCAACCUGGCCAUCUGCCUGCAGGGUACAUCAGGACCCGACCCCACCACUGUGUACGUGGAUAUGAGAGCGCUACGACACGACAGGGUAAGAUUAGUGGAGCGGGGGUCCCCACACAGUUUACCACUGAUGGAGUCUGGGAAGAUCCUGCCUGGAGUCCGGAUCAUCAUCGCCAAUCCGGAGACCAAAGGGCCGAUGGGGGAGUCACAUCUGGGAGAGAUCUGGGUGCACAGCGGCCACAACGCCAGCGGAUACUUCACCGUCUACGGAGACGAAGUUCUUCAGUCGGAUCAUUUUAGCUCCAGGCUCAGUUUUGGCGACACUCAGACGGUUUGGGCUCGGACCGGAUACCUGGGCUUCCUGCGGCGGACCGAGCUCACAGACGCCAGCGGAGAGCGUCAUGAUGCUCUGUAUGUGGUCGGCGCGCUGGAGGAGGCCAUGGAGCUGAGGGGGAUGCGUUACCACCCCAUCGACAUCGAGACCUCUGUUAUAAGGACGCACAAGAGCAUCACAGAAUGCGCCGUGUUCACCUGGACCAACCUGCUGGUGGUCGUGGUGGAGCUCGACGGCUCCGAGCACGAGGCCUUGGACCUGGUUCCGCUCGUCACCAACGUGGUUCUGGAGGAGCACUACCUGAUCGUCGGGGUGGUGGUCGUCGUCGACAUCGGAGUCAUCCCCAUCAACUCCCGCGGCGAGAAGCAGCGCAUGCAUCUACGCGACGGCUUCCUGGCCGACCAGCUGGACCCCAUUUAUGUGGCCUACAACAUGUAGCGCCCCCCAGUGGACACAAAUAGACCUAUCCAGGACAGUGAGGAAAAACUGAAGGCCAUGUGGGCCAAAUUAGCCCUGUGUUUCGUCUUUCAGGCAGAGCUAUACCCCAGUCGGGUUUUGGUUCCUCACCAUGAGGUCCUGGUUUGUCUGAUGGAAAGGGAAGCUGGAUCCUAUCAGGGCACAAUAUGGCUGAUGUCAGAAAGGUUUUGGCUCCACAGCAACAUCUGGCUCACUCUAUAGUUUCCUGUUUUAUCUCUAAAUGUUGGAAAAGUCAAGGCUAUUUUUUUGAAGAUGAUAUUUACACAAAAAAAAAAUAUUUUGUGUUUUUACGACCAUAGCAAAGAGCGGGAUAUGUUUGAUACAAGGGCGGGGUCUAAGGACAGCUAAUCACAGCUGACCCUUUUGUUUUAUCAUGAGGUACUUUGAUUUAGCGUUGGAUUUUUUUUUAAAAAUCUACCAGCUGGUCCAUUUCACCAGGUGCUCACAUCCACACAGCUGCAGCCUUUGACUCUGUUUAUUUUUCCAUAAACAGCUCCUAUCAUGUAAGUAUGUACAAAAAUAAACCGAUUUAAUUUAUUUUCUCUUUUAGAAGUUUAUGAUUCAAGAAUGUUUUGGCUCUUGAAUAUUUGCUAAUAUAAAAAAAAAAAAGUGUAUUAUCUCGAGUGAAACAGAUUCACAUUAAACAUAUUAUCAAAAAAAAAAGACAAAUAUAUGAUGAUAGAUUAUAUUGAAGAUGAAGAGUAAUGUCUCAGUGAAAAGCAGGUUGAUUUAUGAUGCUGUUUGUCUGCUUUUUGGUCUGAAAUGUGUCCAGUUUAAAUAUUUUUAUAAAGUUUUAUUCCAACUUAGAACAAAAUAUACACCCUAUAGUCCUGCGCAUUGGAAAUAAAGUCCAAGUGAAAUUAAUAGAAGCCUGUUCAAUGCCCUGAAUGAUAAAUAGAUUCAAACAUCAGCGUCUCAUAAAUUGAACCUAUUAGGCUAAAAAACAAGUUUUAGACAUUAAGCCUGUAACUUUAAGCUCAAGUUAAUAACCCAAGGGGAUCCGUAGGUAUAUAAGCAGUUUUAAGGUAUAACUGCUUAUAUAUUCAUGUAUUCAUGGAUCUUCUAACUCUUUACCGAUUUUAGGUCUGAGAAAUAUGUUUUUGGCCACAGGUUCUUUUAAAUCACCCUUUUUGUUUUUUAAAUAGACAUACCAGAUUUUCAUUUCAAGUGAUGUUUUUUUUUUAAGUUUACCAAAGCAGACGUUUUCAUGUGAAUUUCUGUCUUGUUUAUGUUUGUGAUGGUAGGACAGAAAAAGCUUGAAUUCCUCCAAAAAAGGAGACUUCUUGAUCCCCACCUAGCAUUUACAGUAAACAUGGGCUUAUUUAUCUACUGUUGUUUUAACCAUUUCCUGAUUGUUUAUCUGCCUCACUUAAAUUAUAUUUGCUCAACUCCUUGGCUAAAGAAUAUGUCUUCAUUUAACGUGCUAAUUAUAACAGCUUAUAUGAAUGUUCAAAAAGUCCCAACAAGCUGUACAUUUUACAUCUGCAGUGGAAAAUGAGGAUAAAACAUGUCUCUAACAGGACUGCAGCUCAUUGUAAAGGGAACAGACAUAUUUUCUUAACUUCUAAAUGUAACAUGUUUAAAAUAUUUCCUUCCUAUGUUCAUUGGAAUGAAACUGGUCCCUUCAGCCAGACCAGCAGCAGCACAGAUCUUCUUUUCUGGACUCCCAUCUUACCGAUUUCACCUGGAGACGCCCUUCAGCAGUAAAUAUGAGAGAGAAGCCCCUCCAUAGGAAUGCAUGAUUCAGGGCUCACAAAGUGAUGUCAUUGAUAGAAACAAAUUGUUUUAUCAGAGACCCUUUAACCCAUUGAAGAGUUACAGAGAAUGUUAAAUUUUCAACCUACUAGGAUCCUUAUUUUUUUUAACAAAUAAAGCACUUUCUUCACUGUUCCUCUUUUUCUAAAAAGGAAAAUGUCAAGUUUUUUUUCUAAGUUUUAAAUUGUGUUGAUGUCAUGUCUUUCAUUUAAAUAAACAU
Messenger RNA from Cyprinodon variegatus (sheepshead minnow), 6686 nucleotides. Its product is annotated as disco-interacting protein 2 homolog C. Bases 2 to 4672 code for a protein of 1556 amino acids. NCBI's taxonomy places the organism in Eukaryota, Metazoa, Chordata, Actinopteri, Cyprinodontiformes, Cyprinodontidae. The transcript has 35 exons. The record is from RefSeq and is a predicted model, not a curated record.